Prunus mume (Japanese apricot) is the source of this 2474-nucleotide messenger RNA. RefSeq lists its product as uncharacterized. Gene Ontology annotation, molecular function: DNA-binding transcription factor activity; DNA binding. NCBI's taxonomy places the organism in Eukaryota, Viridiplantae, Streptophyta, Magnoliopsida, Rosales, Rosaceae. The record is from RefSeq and is a predicted model, not a curated record. Gene Ontology annotation, biological process: regulation of DNA-templated transcription.
AUCAUCAUGACGGCCAUGAGUUAUCUGAUGAUCAGACCGCCACACUAGUCUCUCGCCUUGGCUUCAAGUACUCCGAUGACAUCUCCGGUACCGAUGUCUCCGGAGGCUGCUUUGAUCUCACUUCUCAUGAUGACUCAUCCGCUACUACUACUGCUGCUGCUGUUCCUAAUAAUCAUUCUCACAACCACCUCAUCCCUCCACCUUUUGGCAUGCUUCAUCAAGCUGCUGCAUUCAACACCACCAAUAUUCACUCCCAAGGUGCAGAUUGGAGUAAUAUGAACUCAUCAGAUAGCAGCACCUACAAGACGACUUCAGACCACCUGUCUAUGCUGAUGGGAAGCAACAAUUCGUACAGAAGCCAAAACCUCGAAAAUCAUCAUCAACAGCCAAAGCUUGAAAACUUCCUUGGCCGACACUCCUUCGUUGCCGAUGAGCACCACAUCGGCGGCCAGAGUAGUAGUAGUGGCACGCAUGUAUACAAUAAUAAUAGCACCAGCAGUACAAGUACUAGUAGCUCUAAUAUUGGGCUUUCCAUGAUCAAGACAUGGCUGAGAAAUCAACCAGCACCAGUAAUACUACCUCAUCAUCAUGACCAUCAUGAUCAUCAGCAGCGCAUCAACAAGAACGAUAUUAAUACCACCGAUACUACAACAACUACUAGUAGUAGUGCAGUACAGACUCUUUCGCUUUCGAUGAGUACUGGAUCUCACACUCAUCAUAAUACUACUAGUGCUGCUGCUGCUGCUACUGGAGAAACUUGUUCAUCAGAUCGAGAUAAUACUUGUAAUGAUAAUAACAAGCUGGCAGUUGUUAGGACCACCACCUCAACCGCUCCUCCGCCCGGGAUCGAUAGCCAGACUACUAGUACUACUGCUACUGCUAUUGAGGCCGUGCCCAGAAAGUCCGUUGAUACUUUUGGACAGAGGACUUCUAUAUACCGUGGUGUAACCAGGCACAGAUGGACAGGUAGAUAUGAAGCUCAUCUCUGGGAUAAUAGUUGCCGGAGAGAAGGACAAACUCGCAAGGGAAGGCAAGUUUAUCUGGGUGGUUAUGACAAGGAAGAAAAGGCAGCUAGAGCUUAUGACUUAGCAGCAUUGAAAUAUUGGGGUACCACAACCACUACCAACUUCCCGAUCAGCAACUAUGAGAAAGAGAUAGACGAAAUGAAGCACAUGACGAGACAGGAGUAUGUUGCAUCUUUAAGAAGGAAGAGUAGUGGCUUCUCUCGUGGUGCAUCCAUUUAUCGAGGGGUAACAAGACACCACCAGCAUGGGAGAUGGCAAGCAAGGAUUGGCCGAGUCGCAGGGAACAAAGAUCUCUACCUGGGAACAUUUAGUACUCAAGAAGAAGCAGCAGAGGCAUAUGACAUUGCAGCCAUAAAGUUCCGUGGACUCAAUGCAGUAACAAACUUUGACAUGACCAGAUAUGAUGUGAAGUCGAUUCUGGAUAGCAGCACAUUGCCCAUAGGUGGGGCUGCAAAGCGAUUGAAAGACGUAGAGCAGGCUGCUCAACAUCAACAUCAUGAGAUGAGUCUGCUAGUUGAUGGACACAACAGAUCAGCACCAACAGAUGAUCAUCAUGACAAGAUGAUGAUGAUGAUGAUGAAUGGCAGUACUGGCACUUGUCAUGAUCAAUAUCAUCAUCAGCAGCAGCAGCAGCUGAUCAUGGGUAGUGGCACUGCUGCAGCUGAUAACUAUGGUAGUGGUACAGCAGGCGGUUGGCCAACUCUUGCAUUUAACCAAUCAGCUGCUGCUGCUCAUCAUACGCCUUUUGGCAUGCACUACUACUCAUCACUAGUACCAUAUAAUAAUAACAGUGGGCAGAGGGUUUGGUGCAAGCAAGAGCAAGAGCAAGACAUUCAUUCCAACACUGCUCCUCAAAGCUUUUAUCAUCAUCAUCAGCAUCAGCAGCAGCAGCAGGAUCAGGAUCAAGAUCUUCAUCAUCAUCAACUACUUCAAUUAGGAAGUAGCCACAAUUUCUUUCAGGCAACUGGUAUGGAUUCUAUGGAACAUAGCUCAGGCUCUAACUCUGUCAUGUAUAGCACUGCUACUGCUACUAAUGGAGGAGGAGGAGGAGGAGGAGAUCAUGGUGGCUAUAUAAUCCCAAUGGGUACAGUUAUAUCUAAUGAUCACAAUAAUGGUUUUGGAGAUGGCACUAAUCAUGAUCAUCAGGUGAAGGCGGUGGCGCUUGGAUUUGAAAAUGUGUUUGGCUCAACUACUACUUCUGCUAAUGCUGCAAAUGUUACUGGGGAUGCUUAUAAUAAUCAUGCAAGGAACUUGUAUUAUCUUCCGCAGCACCCGCCGCAAUCGUCAUCAGUGUCAUCAGUAUCAUCCGCAGGUGUGGCCAAGGGCGGCAGCGCAUAUGAUAUUCAUGAAGCAGGGCAAUGUAACAAUUGGAUGCCCACAGCAGUUCCAACGUCGACUAACAGUAACAUCAACAUGCCUCCUACUUUCACCGUCUGGAAUGACACAUAA